Messenger RNA from Tigriopus californicus, 1433 nucleotides. Its product is annotated as protein maelstrom homolog. The record is from RefSeq and is a predicted model, not a curated record. The transcript is spliced from 5 exons. Gene Ontology annotation, molecular function: sequence-specific DNA binding. Bases 69 to 1343 code for a protein of 424 amino acids. Gene Ontology annotation, cellular component: P granule; nucleus. NCBI's taxonomy places the organism in Eukaryota, Metazoa, Arthropoda, Copepoda, Harpacticoida, Harpacticidae. Gene Ontology annotation, biological process: spermatogenesis; negative regulation of DNA-templated transcription; male meiotic nuclear division.
GACGUAAUGAUCUUUUUGGCUCGUUAUUCGGAUCGGACUAGACUCACUGUGUAAGGUCCAUAUUGGAAAUGAGAAUGAGCCACGCGGGAAAAUUCGAUUGCAUGGGUAGCUCCUUAGUGGCUAUGAAGCAGGCUCUAAUGCUGGAAAAAUACCGUGAGGAAUGUGCCACCAGGGAUAUUCAGUUGAGGUUAAGAGGUGACAUGGGGAAGAGUUCCCGAUUCAUCUUGUUACACACGGUGGCAUGGACGGAGCGAGGCGGCACCAUUCCGUGCGAGAUGGGACUGGUGGAACUCAGUCUGGAGAAAGGAGUUUUGCGUUACUACAAUCAAUUGAUUGACGCCAAUCCCAUUCCCAUUGGUAUAAAAGGCGCCAUGAAAGAGUAUUCGGACAAAUAUCAUCACAUUUGGUUGGACAAUCCCGAUCUUUCGGAUGAUUUUGAAGCUAUCUUGAGGCGUUUCAGCGAAAUAUUGGCGGUACGAGAGGGCGAGAAAUAUGCUAAUAAAGGGGUCCGACUUCAAGCGCCAUCAGAAAUUCAAGAUCUUGUGAUUGAGCAAGAUCGUUGCAAAGCGGAGAGAAAGUUCAAGCACUUGCCCAUCUUUGUAGCGAAAGAAAAUCUCGUCCAAUCGAAAGAGGCCUUUGAGUGGCUCCAGAAUCAAGCUAAAACCAAUUUUCACUUCGAGUGUUAUGACCUCUCGGUCUUGUUCUAUCAUCUCAUGAAUUUUGAAGUUGAUGCCUCCGCACUUCGAAUCCCGUCUCUCUCCAUCGCCAAAGCGCUGCUUGAGCGAGAUGUUCUUUUAUACACGUCGGGCAUGUCUUGCAGGUUUCAUGAGGCCGAAGAGAAUUCCUUUUGCGCUGGGGCCAUUUGUUCACGCCGAGCCUUCAUCUUUCUUGACAUGACAUGUCAAGCAUUGGGUGUUCCCAAACAAGAGAGUUGUCAUUAUCCUCUUGGCCUUCCAGAUUCCACGAAAUUAGAGGCUACUGCUAAGCUAGCAAAUUCGAACAAACUUGCGAACCUUACGCUUGAGAAAUUAUCAUUAAGAGAAGUUGCAACUUCCGUUUCGAAAGGCAACAUCGAGUCCCACUUUUUGGCAGACUUUUUAGAUCUUGAAGACGUUGGAGAUCUUACCUUGUGCUCUGAGUUAGAUUUAGACUCUACAACAACUGCAUCUGAGCUUGACCAUUCGUUCACCUCUCAAGCCACUCUAUCAGUAAUUAGUCGAUUUUCCCAUCGCCGCAAAGAUACUACGAGAUGCACAGUUGAGGAAUCUAGCGUGGAAGAUUUUCACUCUGCCGUUGAGAAUAUGUCGGUGCUGAGUAAAGAUGAAACUGUGAGUCGUUCGUGAGACAAUUAACAACAACUUUAUGUGGACCAAUAUCAAGUCUGUUUGAAGAAUACCUUGCAAACGAAAUGAAUUAUUGGAAGUCGUUUUAUU